Messenger RNA from Pungitius pungitius (ninespine stickleback), 1783 nucleotides. It is a transcript of the gene pisd, whose product is annotated as phosphatidylserine decarboxylase. NCBI's taxonomy places the organism in Eukaryota, Metazoa, Chordata, Actinopteri, Perciformes, Gasterosteidae. The coding region runs from base 94 to 1401 and encodes 435 amino acids. Gene Ontology annotation, cellular component: mitochondrion. The record is from RefSeq and is a predicted model, not a curated record. Gene Ontology annotation, molecular function: phosphatidylserine decarboxylase activity. The transcript is spliced from 7 exons. Gene Ontology annotation, biological process: phosphatidylethanolamine biosynthetic process.
CGCUCCCGCUCUGCGUCACUUCUUCUUCUCUGCUCUCGGAGAGCGGACCCUCCGCGUUUCUUCUUCGUCUUCUGCUGGCAUUCUGACGUCAGCAUGUGUCACCGGCCGUCUUUCUCUGCGUCAUCAGCGACCCGCUCAUGGCUCCAGGUGCCUCGCGUCGCCCUCCGCCGCCGUCUGAGCGCGCUCAGCGGCGCCGCGUCUCGACCAAUCCCGUGGCGCCGUCGGCCAAUCGCCUUCCUCUGCUACGUUCUGUCGGUCGGCGCUCUGCGGCCGCUGGCUAAGCGGGUAAGAGCGGCGGCCUGCUGGCUUCUGAUUGGACAGAGGGGAAAAGGGAGGGACAGAAACUACCAUAUUUGUUUCUUCUUUUCUCUCUUUUAUGUGGUGGCGCUGUACCGCUCCUUCCCAACGCGCCUCCUCUCCCGGGCCUGGGGUCGCCUCAACGGCGUGGAGCUCCCCACCUGGCUCCGCCGGCCCGUCUACUCGCUCUACAUCUGGACCUUCGGGGUCAACAUGCAGGAAGCCGCCGUGGAGGAUUUGAUCCACUACAGGAAUCUGGGGGAAUUCUUCCGUCGGCGUCUCAAACCGGCCGUCCGUCCUCUGUGCGCCAACUCCUGCCUGAUCUCUCCAGCUGACGGGAAGAUCCUCCACUUUGGUCAGGUGAAGAACUCUGAGGUGGAGCAGGUGAAGGGGGUCACCUACAGCCUGGAGAACUUCCUGGGUCCACAGAAAGGGCGGGAAAAUGGUACUGAGUCCAAAUGGACUGACUUAAGACUCCUCCUCCAGGGACCUCCUCCUGCUAACGACAUGCUCCUGUCUCUGUCUUUAGACUCCUCCUCCUCCUUCAGGGACCGCCUCCUCUCCUCUCCUGAUAACGACCUCUUCCACGUGGUGGUCUACCUGGCUCCAGGUGAUUAUCACUGUUUCCACUCACCCACCAACUGGAAGGUGGAGCGACGACGUCACUUCCCAGGCUCGUUACUGUCCGUUAACCCCGGCGUUGCUCGAUUGGUCAAAGAGCUCUUCUGCCUUAACGAACGCGUUGCUCUCACCGGCCAAUGGCAGCACGGCUUCUUCUCGUUAACGGCGGUGGGAGCGACCAACGUCGGCUCCAUCCGCGUUUACUUCGACCAGGAGCUUCAGACCAACGUUCCGCGCUACAGUAAAGGCUCCUUCCACGACCGCAGCUACGUCGCCGUCGACAACCACCUGUCAAAGGCGGCGGGCAAAGGGGGUGUGGCCGGCGGGGAAGGAGAGGGCGUGGUCUUACAGAAGGGCGCGGCGGUGGGGGAGUUUAACCUCGGCUCCACCAUCGUCCUGCUGUUCGAAGCUCCGAAAGAUUUCAGCUUCAACCUGCAGGCGGGACAGCGAAUCAGAGUGGGGGAGGGGCUCGGCAGCCUCUGAUUGGCCGAGCCGAGGCACCCUGAAAGAGGGCUUUGAUGAUGAAGAACAGCCGGCGUCUGAUACAAAGAGCCUACUGCAUUGUGGGAGAUCAGAUUCCAAACAACACCUGUGGAUGAGAGGAAGAGGACUACGACUCCCAGAAUGCUUUGCGCCGCAUGGGGGUGGAGUUGAACGCUCUCCUCCAGGAAGUGAACCAACAAAUAUACUCAAACAUUCACAUCACAUUUAACAAAUGAACGUUGUGUUAAAGCUCCUCCGUCCGUUUGGUUCUGUUCAAACCCAAAAGGAAGCCUGUGAUUGGCCAAAGAUAAUAUUGAUCAAUGAAUUCCUGAAUUCUAUACUUUUUGUAAAAUGUUAUUAUGAAUAAAUAUUUCUUUCUCAG